This is a messenger RNA of Ostertagia ostertagi, 423 nucleotides long. NCBI's taxonomy places the organism in Eukaryota, Metazoa, Nematoda, Chromadorea, Rhabditida, Trichostrongylidae. The record is from the annotation of a GenBank genome assembly.
AUGGCAUCAAGAAUUAUCAGUCGUCUCAGUCCAAAGAAUUCCGCUCUAUUCGUGUGCGAUCUUCAGGAGCGAUUCAGAAACGUCAUACAGUUCUUCCCGGGCAUUGCGGAAACAUCCAAGAGAAUGGUCGAUGCAGCAAAGAUUCUACAGAUGCCAAUUAUCGUCACUGAGCAAUACCCGAAGGGGCUCGGACAUACGAUCCCAGACCUAGGACUUGGCGACAUCAAAAAAUAUGAAAAAACUAGGUUUUCGAUGUGUGUCCCAGAGGUUGACGCUGUCUUGCAAAACGCAGAAAAUAUAAUUUUGGUCGGAAUCGAGGCUCAUGUAUGUGUACUUCAAACCACACUUGAUCUUCUUGAAAAGGGAAAGAACGUGCACGUGGUCGUCGAUGCUGUCAGCUCCCGGUCACUGCCUGACAGGUGA